ACCCCCUGCGCAUCUUCAAAUUGUACAAAAAUAGACGAUGACAGGCGUGCGCGGCUCGCGCUUGAAGAAUCGGCCGCCGGCGAGGCUACAGGCCAGUGGAGCUCCAGCCGCCGGCCUGAUCCCGAUCCUUAUCCCCUGCCAAAAAUCUCCUGAAGCUCCUCCGCUGCCUCCGGCCGUGGAUCAACGGAAUCGAGGCCAUCUCCUCCCACCACGACCGCCGCUGCCCCCACGAGCUCGACGCCGACGGCCGACCUCAGUCCUCCCCGAGCCAGUCCGAGCUCCCCCGCGCCGAGAGCUACGCCCGCCUCGAACCACGCUUGUCGGAAAGCCACGAAUCAACUUAAUCGCCACCGUCCCCUCCCAAUCCGGUCGCUGCUUGCCGCCGCUGAAGCUCGUCACGGUAGCUCCUCCGGUAAACAAAAACAGCGGCGCUCAUGCUUCUGCUUCUGCUUCUGCAGCCGGUCGAGCUCGUGCUUCUGCUUCUCCCUGCAGCCGGUGGAGCUCGAGCUGCUGCUGCUUCCCUGCCUUCGAGUUCUUCUCUGAAGAAGUUACAGUUCAGCACAAACAUUUCAACACUGCAACGUUUGUAUGCAAGAAUAAAUUGAUGUUUCUAGGACACCACCAGAAUAAAUUGAAACAAGAUAGCAUUCAUUAGGUUCUGAAAUGCUGUGGGAGUAUAAUGCAACAAGCGGAUGUUUUUAGAGUAAAGCAACAUAUACUGCGACAACAAUCUAUACACAUGAGUGAAGAACAAGUUCUGAGCAUGACUGAAUUUAGGAGCAUCUCUGAAUUUAACUGAAUUAAGAUCUGACUACAAAGACAACAGAAAUUUCGUAGAGUAUGAAAAUAAAACCAGGCACUGACUGCUUACCAGCGAA
Messenger RNA from Triticum dicoccoides, 878 nucleotides. Its product is annotated as cleavage and polyadenylation specificity factor subunit 7-like. NCBI's taxonomy places the organism in Eukaryota, Viridiplantae, Streptophyta, Magnoliopsida, Poales, Poaceae. The record is from RefSeq and is a predicted model, not a curated record. The transcript is spliced from 2 exons. The coding region runs from base 38 to 655 and encodes 205 amino acids.